CGGCGGCUAGGCUCAGUCGUUCCCGCGGUAUAAUGUAGUGAGCAUGUACGCUGCAAAAGUUUUGCUGAUCAUCGCGGUCUUUGCGACCGCUAGCUACGCCUCGUCUGCACGUUUUUCCAACCUCGACCGUCUGCUCAACCGCCUCGACGGGAGCACAGAACAGCCUGCGACGAUCCAACCCCCAGCCACCCCUGGGCACAGGGUGAGACACGCACAUUGGCACAACCAGCCGGAAUUGGACUUGGACGAUAACGACGACGACGACGACGAUGAUGAACAUGAUGAUAUUCUCAACGAGCCACAGGCGGACGUGCACCAUAGGCCAUCCUACAACACUAAGGCCACGAGGACCAACUGGAAAGAAAAGCCGUCGAGGAAGAAUCUCGAAAGGUUUUUCAGCACUUACAGAAACGGUGCUUUAAAAAUUUCAGGUGGCGUGGACGACCCGAGUUCGCAGGUGGAGGUUCAAAAUCACCACGAUAAAAUCACAUCAGAAGCGAAAUGCAAAGUCCCACAGCCGAGAGUCAUCCGGGUAUCUGAUCACUACCCGACCAGUUCAAAGACGUACGUCCCUUCUUGCACACUGCUGCACCAAUGCGCAGAAGAUACGGGCUGUUGUCCUCCGUCGCAGAAAUGCGGUCCCAAGGACAGCAAGAAGGUGGAACUUCAUUUUUACGCGACGUACGAAAUACCAGGGAUAAGCAGACACCAUCCCAGGAAGGCAGUUAGGAUCGAAAAGCUCGUUUUUUAUAAUCACACCGAGUGCGAAUGCAUGGACAGGGGAGAUGAGAUGCCGAGAGACACGGACACGAAAAAUGCAUUGGGCCAACCGAGAUCAAAUCACAUUCCACAGUGUAAAUGCCCGAGCCAAUUUUCAGUUCGUAUCCACUCAAACGGAUCAUGUUCUUGCGACUGCUUCGACAAACAGAGGGAUUGCACUAAGUACAAGAAAGGGAAGGAAUACUUCGUCCAUGCAGACCGUCUAUGCAUAGAAAUGCGGACAUGUACUGUUCCAACCUGCGAUUUCGGCACUUUCAUUCGCAGAUCAGGGAGAUGCCCGAGGAAGCACGAAAAGUACCGUUCAUGGGAGCGAUACAAAAUAUAAGCAAAAAAUUAAAUCAAAAAUGAUAAAAACCCGUAUGAAAUACCAGUGAUUUUUUAAAUUUGUAUAACAAGUGAUUUCAAAGAGAGGCAUUUAUCAAAUGACCUUGUGUUACUUGUCUAAUAUUUGUCAAAAAACAAAAUUAAUUUAAUUUUUUUUUUCACCCAUUUUAUUUUGGAUUUUUUGACUAUACACAAUGAAACAAUUGCUUGAUUCAGGUUGAUUAAAUUGCAGUUCGAUUUUUAGACAAUUUUUUUUCCAGUGUGUAAAAUAAAUGUACAUAAUAGUUUUCUUUUCUCGCUCACUAUUGAUUUGCGUUGAAUCUGAUUUAUAUUAUAAAAAUGUAUCUUUAAAAAAAUGAAAAUAAGUAAAAAAUUGCCAUUAGAUUAAAACAAAUAAAAUAGAAUUUGGCCAAAAAUUUUAAUGACAAUAUGGCAAUUUUUCACUUCUUUAAGCAUUUUGUCUCCGUCAGAGAUAAGACGAUGAAUUCUGUGUGAUAUAUUUUUUAUUUUAACUUUAUUUUAUAAUUUAAAUUUUUUGUGUAUAUGAAAAUAGGUUCGAGUGUAAAUCUUAUCAAUGAACUUAUGUAUGUAUAUAUUUUAAAAAAUUGACUGCAUAUUUCGAAAUUUUAAUAGAAAAAAAAUUUACUUCUGAAGUACAAACAUACUUUAAACAGAUUAUUAUAUACAUAAUGAUGUAUAUAAUAAUGUGUAUGAAAUAGUAAUGUGUAAGGAAAUUUUCAAAUAAUGCAAAUUUUGAAUUUUUUAAAAAUCAGAAAGACUAAUUCCAUAUCCAAAUGGUUAUCAGAAAAUUGCUCAUCAAUAAUAACCCCAUCUGACUUAAUAAAAUUUAUAAUCAACUUAUUUUCAUUAAACAAACAUUAUUUUAAAUAGUUGAAAAACGAAUUUCAACAUGUUCUAUUAUCAAAAUAACGAAUAAUAUCGAAGUUAUGGACCAUAGAAAUGUCUAUUUAAAAUAUAGACAAUUUAUCUAUAAGGAGAUUUAAUUGUAAAAAAAAAUAAUAACAACAUUCCUAGGCAUGUGUACUCGUUGUUUUGUUUAAAAUUCAAUCUGAAAUCAACUCUGUUUAAAUAAAACAUAGCUCAUGACUACAUCUUUGUUGAAUAUUGAAUCUGGGCAACCAAAUUAUCGUUAUUGACUCAAAUGCCAAGAUGAAUAAAAAUAAUGAUACACUUAUCUAAUCGUUAACUUCUUUGCAUUUAAAUAUUAACCUCAGGUAUUAUAGGUUCAUGUAGAGUAUUAUCGAGUUGUUUGUCACUUAGGGUCAGUCUUUGUAGAAAUUUGUUUUAGAUUAGAGACGAGCACCAAAAAUGAAGAUUUAGAUUUAACGCCAUGUAAUCUUAAUUCGUUAAGUGUUUCAAGUACGUUAACUGUAAUCUCAAUCCUUUAAUAAUUGCUUAGAGUAGUUAAUUAACAAUUCAAUACUAGAGAAUCUUGUAGCCAUGUAUAAUUGUGUAUAUUUAGCUAAAUUAUUGAAAGAAAAAAAAGUUUUUUUGACAGACCUGUCCAGCAGGGGACAUUUUGUAAAUUAUUAGUUAUAUGUAAGAAGUAUCACGUUAAUAAAACGUAUAACUUUGAAUAUAAGAUUUGAAUGUUUUAAAUGACUAACUAAUUUGGAUCAAAACUACACAUAUUAUUAAAAAAAAGUAAAUGAUAAAGACCACUUAAUUAUGUAAUAUCAAAUAAGUUAUCCCUCAUAAUACCGUAUGGACCAUUGUUUGUAUUUGUGCCAAUAAUGUAAUAAAAUAAGUUAUAUAGUUUCA
Molecule: messenger RNA, 2886 nt
Organism: Cimex lectularius (bed bug)
Lineage: Eukaryota; Metazoa; Arthropoda; Insecta; Hemiptera; Cimicidae
Exons: 6
Coding region: 44-1105 (353 amino acids)
Biological process (GO): hemocyte migration
Cellular component (GO): membrane
Molecular function (GO): growth factor activity
Source: RefSeq, a predicted model, not a curated record